Molecule: messenger RNA, 907 nt
Organism: Misgurnus anguillicaudatus (oriental weatherfish)
Lineage: Eukaryota; Metazoa; Chordata; Actinopteri; Cypriniformes; Cobitidae
Product: C-X-C motif chemokine 10
Biological process (GO): defense response; immune response; chemotaxis
Cellular component (GO): extracellular region
Molecular function (GO): chemokine activity
Source: RefSeq, a predicted model, not a curated record
UUAGUAAUGUAUUUUGCCUAAUGCAUUUCAACAUUUGUAAAACAAAUCAAAGCAAAAAUGAUGCUGUUAGUGAAAGUUAUUUUGAAAUAUGGCUACACUGUGAGAACUGUGAGAUUUCCAGUCAGAUGAACAGCAUGGGGAUUCCAUGGAAGAGAAGAUUCUUGAGAAAUCUGUAUUGUGCAAGAAACUCUCAUUUGUUAUGUGGGAGGCUUUCUUUAAAAGGAAGACUGCGGACCCACAACUACUCACAGACAACUGACUACGAUAAGUGACCUACUUGAUACAAAAGACACUAAGAUUACUUUGCAUUAAACUGGUUGAAAAUGAAUAUGUUCAGUGUAGCAGGCUUUACUCUUCUGAUCUGCAUGACCAUCCUGUCUACAACAGAAGGUAGACCCCUUCGUUGUUCCUGCCCUGGAACAUAUUCGGGAAGACCCAUCCUUAGCAAAGCGAUAGAUGACUUGAAGACAAUUUCUGCUGGUCCACACUGCAAAAAUGUGGAGAUCAUCGUCACAAUGAAGCACUCACAGAAAAAGACCUGUCUUAAUCCCAAUAAAGACUGGGUGAAAUCUCUUAAAGAAGAAAUGGAUAAGAAGUCAAAAGUCAAUAAGAUUCAGUAAGCAUAAUUGCGGCUUAUUACCAAAGAACAAAAAGCUGAUAUUGUGCCAUCUGAUUAUUUGAAGAAAUGUAUUAAACUUGCGGUUAAAUGUUUAGGGUCGCUUACUCAUCAUUAUUUUUAAUUAUUAAAGUUAACUCAUCAAAACUAGGGAAUAACACAAAUGGCAUUGUGGAAAAUAUGUUGUCACUUACUUGAAAACUUCUUAAGGUUCUUACUAUUGGAUGCUUUUUAAAGAGUAUUGAAAGAGUUCCCAUCUAUGCAUUUCUUAAUUAUAAAAGCUUUUUUUUU